Molecule: messenger RNA, 3316 nt
Organism: Diabrotica balteata
Lineage: Eukaryota; Metazoa; Arthropoda; Insecta; Coleoptera; Chrysomelidae
Source: the annotation of a GenBank genome assembly
ACAUUUUAACAUUAUUUUAUAUUACCAAAUUUUAAAUUCACAGUAAUUGAAGAGUGCUAGUUCUUUAUUUUUAACAUUUAUAAUAGAGUUUUAAUUUGACGGUUAUCACUAGAAGUCCUUUUGUGUCUUUCUUCUUUUAGUAUAUAAUAAAUAAACACAUUUAUUUAUGAGUUGGCGGUUAAGUUUGGAAUUCCAGUUAUACCUAUAUAUUUUGUAUACAUAAGGGAAAGUGGAACAAUGGAUGAAUCAGCCUUUAAGCCGGCUGUCUUUUCAACUGUCAGCAAAAAAAAGAUACCCAGAAAAUUAGUAGAAAGUAAUAUGUUCGAGGAAGGAAAUUCAAUGUUUUCAGUAAAUAGUACCCAACUAUCCGAAAAAAGUCUUCCAGAGGUGAACCACCAGUUAGAAGAACAAAGAAGUUUAGCAAGGAAGUCUCUUCAAAGAGCAAACAAAGUCGCAGCUAUACCUUCCAAAUAUUUUCGUGCUAACUUCAGUAAAUCAGAAAUGACGACUAAUGUUUUUAGUGAAAGUACUGUUAGUGAGAGUGAUUUACUUCAAACACCAAGGAACGCUUCUACGCCCAGAAAUUCCAUAGCAGAUAAUUUUGAACGGCUUUCUCUUAAGGUAACCGAUUCCAACUUUAGCAUAGAUAAUGUUGUUGAUGAUUUUAUGAAGUUGGUGAAAAAUAAUGAUGGACAAAGAAGUAGUAUAUUCAGACCAGCAGAGGAAGCAGCCAGCAUGUUGUUAGCUGAUGAGUUGUCAUGGCGUAGAAAAAAUGAGGUACCUUUUCAAGAUGAAGAAUUUUCUGAAAGAGGGUCAGUAGGGGAAUUUUUCCGUAAAAAAAGUGAGACGUUAUCAAACUUCUUACCAUGUGCUAGUCCCGAUACAACCAGAGAACCAGUUCCGUUAAUUGAAUCUUCUGAAGAUAGCAUUGUAGAACAUGACUCAUGUGAUAUGAAUAAAAAGAGUUUGAGUAUUUCUAUGAUACAGAAAAUGUUAACAGAUUCAAAUCUAACUCCUAAAAGAGCCUGUGAUAAUAUUUUAAAGUUAGGCGAGAAGGUAAGCUUUGUCCCAAUUGCAAAUAAAUCAUAUUCUUUGCCUGGUAGUAAAAAUUCAUCAUAUACAAGUGACCAUUCUGAAAAUGAUGCUAUAAAGCACAUCCAUAACAAAGAAAAUGUAGAUUCUCUUAAUGUAAAAACUCCCCCAACACAAUUAUUAAUUUCACCAUCCAGAUCAUCUUCUAGAGCUUCAGGAACUUCUUCACGGGCUUCAAGCUCUUUAUCCUCAUUGCAUAAUGGAAAAUUACCUAUUGAAACUACUAAAUGUGAGUUAGUUUGGGGUUGUGUUAAAGUAGGAAAGUCGGUUACUCAGGAAUUUGUGAUAAGAAACAGAUCUUCGAAAAGGUUGGGUGUCCAAUUAUCUUUAGCUAGCCAAGAAUUUAAAAUUCGAAAAGAUAAUAGAAGUGAUAGUGAGCCUUGCAGUAUACUUAAACUUUUGCUUCAUCCUCAUGAGUCUAGGGCCAUUAUAAUAUCAUUUCUUCCAACAAAGAAAGGAGCUGCUGUAGAUGAAUUGCUUUUCACUUCUUUGGAUCCACAUUUAACACAGAGCAAAAAGCAGUGCAUCCGUCUAUUUGGUUAUGGAGGUUCCUUUAAAACAGACUUUUCUAAUGUAACUAGAGAUACUACAGGCAAAUUUUGGUUGUCCCUUGGUAAACUGGAUGAUCGAGCUGUGAUAUCAUCAACUUUUAAAGUUAAAAAUAAAGGAGAUACACCAACUUUUAUUUAUAUUUCAAUUCAGUCUUUAGAUUCUUGUAAACUUAGUGUUGCACCAAAUUUCUUUGUGCUGAUGCCCCAGACAAACAAGGAAAUAGCUGUGCGUUAUAGACCGUCAAAUGAAGAUUAUAACUUCUUACAUAAAUCUGUUCAUAAUCAGUUGGUAGUAGAUUUAGGAGUCCUAAAUGUUACAGUUGGAACUGAAGUGGACAGAGGAAGAAUAAGGAAAGUUUAUGAAAAAUGUGUUGAAACUGGUUUUCAAAUAGAUCCAUUGACCAAUAUUAUUAAAGAAAAAGUUGAUCGUGAAGUAAUGCCUGCAGACCUAAUAAAAUUUGGAGAAUCUCCUGCUUAUUUGAAGGAACUUUUAAAGUUACUAAAUCGUUAUCAAAUUGUUUUAACUUUAGAGAGAGAUCCAGAACAGACGAUUUUUCAACAUUUUUCAGAUGAUUCAGGCUUAUAUCAAUCCCUUUAUCAAGAUAAUACUGUAGUAUGUAAUAAAACUGGUGGAUUAAACUUGUGCCAUGUUGCUCCAGCUAUUAUUUUAUUAACACUUCCAUACAAAUACAAAGAUAGUAUAUUUAUAAAGUCUAUCUACGAUCAGAAAUUGAAUUUUAAAGUAAGUGCUCAAGACGAAUUGGAAGUGAAACCUAAAGAUGGAACUAUCGAACCUCACAGUACCACUAUUUUAUCUGUAAAAUACCAACCAAUAUCACCAAUAGAGAAAAAAAGUUUGCAAAUUUUGAUUGAAAUUGAAAAUGAAGUGUUUGAAGUUGUUGUUAAGGUGGACUGUUUAGGGCAAGUCAAGCAAAAAAAUAAAUCCAUUCUUAAAUGUGUCUAGACUGAAGAGUACUUUAAAGUGUUUUAUUGGUUCCUAAUAUAUAUUUUAAUUCAUAACGAAUACUUCUAAAAGUGAUUUUGUAAAUAUAAACACUAAAACAUGAAUAUUUUGCCACUGUAAAAUGCUAAGCUCAUUUUCUAAACAGGUUUGUUAACAGGAUAGUUUAGAUGACACUUUUAUAAUUAUUUAGUUUUGUCAUUCUGAUUUUUUGUAUGUAUAUUUUUUUUUCUAUCUAAGAUAAUUUUGUUAAAUUUUAUAUUCCAAAUUAGUAAGAUUGUUAGAAAACUGUAUGUUUUUGUUGUUGUUUACAGCUCUUAUAUUGUUUGUAUGUCUUUUCUGUUUGAUACGAAAAAAGAAUAAUUCUUUAUCUUAUACUUGGUAGUCUUCCUGCUUUUUGUUGGACAUACCCCAUUACCUCACAUCUAUUAUUGUCCUAUAUCUUUAUUUUUUUAUAUCUUAAACUUAAGUAGGUACUUAAUAGAAUAAUAUCAAGUUUUGUUAGAUUUUUUAAGGCAUUUUGGCAAAAAAUAUUAAAACUAAUUUUGUCUAAUUGUAGAUAAUAUUGUUAUACUUUACCAUGAUUUUAAAUAUAUUCUAAAGUAAAUUAGUCAAACAUGUAUAUAUAAAAUGUAAACAUUCCAUUGUGUAAAAAAUACUUUCAAUAUUUUAUUUUUUUAAGAGUAGAUUUUUAUAUUUUUAUAACUACAUU